AUCAGUUCAUUUGCAUUUACUCUGCGUCAUGUCGACCAAAGAUCCAGUCGAUUAUCCGUUUACCUUCAGCGUUAUACCAGAGACCCUCCAGAGUCCAUUUAAGGAACUCUUUCCAUCCUACCGGGAAGGUCUCGUGAGCAGUGAGCCGGGCAAUUUCGUUUACCACCCGCUGUACAGCAAAAACGCGCACGAGUUUUAUCAUUUCGGCAUCCGCAACGACGACGUUUGGAUCCGGACAUUUCCCAGAUCAGGAACAACGUGGACUUCGGAAUUGAUUUGGUUGAUGAUGAACGAUUGCAACUUUGACGUAGCCAAUCAGAUUCCUUUAACUAUUCGUGCGCCGAAUAUCGACACGUGUUACGCGACCAAUUCCGAAUCGAUGGCUUCUCAAGGCUUCUCUUCAACUGUUCCGACAUUAGAAAAAUUGGCUGAAUUGCCUUCGCCCAGAGUCUUGAAAAGCCAUUUGCCACUUUACCUGUUGCCACCUGGUCUAUUAGACAGUUGCAAGGUGAUUUACGUCGCUCGGAAUCCCAAAGAUGCCCUAGUCUCUUUUUACUAUUUCCAUCACAUGGUGAAAUUCUUUCAAUUUACGGGAACGUUGGAGCAAUUCGCUGAAUAUUUCAUUCAAAGCAAACUCAUGUGGACUCCGUACUUCUCAUCGGUACUCGAUGCCUGGGCGAAUAGACAUCACCCGAAUAUGCUCUUCCUCUUUUUCGAAGAUAUGAAAAAGGACAUCAGGAAGGAAAUCAGAAAAAUGUGCAGCUUUUUGAACAAACAAUUGAGCGACGAACAAAUCGAGACAUUGGUGGAACAUGUCAAGGUGGACAAUUUCGCCAAAAACAAGUCCGUUAAUUUAACUGUGGAAAUCGAGUCUGGUUUGCUCAACAAAGGGCAUUCGUUUGUCCGCAAAGGCAAAACGGGCGACUGGAAAAACCAUUUCAGUCCGGAACUCAACAGUCGCAUAGACCAAUGGAUCGAAGAUAAUUUGGCAGGAAGCGAUUUGAAAUUCGUCACCGAGCUCGAGCAACAAGAUUGAAAACUUCCCAACUUCGAAAAUGAGAUCACACCUCCAAUUUUAAAUGCACGAUUGAUAAGAAAAUGUAGCGCCGUUUAUGGUACCCAACAGAGCCCACAUUUAAUCCUCUGUUACACUCGAUGAACUCGAAUAAAAAUGAAAACACACCUGG
Daphnia magna is the source of this 1187-nucleotide messenger RNA. RefSeq names its product sulfotransferase 1E1. The record is from RefSeq and is a predicted model, not a curated record. Gene Ontology annotation, cellular component: cytoplasm. Gene Ontology annotation, molecular function: sulfotransferase activity. Gene Ontology annotation, biological process: sulfation. Bases 29 to 1036 code for a protein of 335 amino acids. The transcript has 7 exons. NCBI's taxonomy places the organism in Eukaryota, Metazoa, Arthropoda, Branchiopoda, Diplostraca, Daphniidae.